Molecule: messenger RNA, 2189 nt
Organism: Spodoptera exigua (beet armyworm)
Lineage: Eukaryota; Metazoa; Arthropoda; Insecta; Lepidoptera; Noctuidae
Source: the annotation of a GenBank genome assembly
GUCUAUGUUGUCUACUUGACGUUUUGUUGUGCCGAUAAAGUAAAGAAAACAAAUAGGAAAACUUUGAGAGACUAACGCUGUGUUUUGGUCGUGCGCCGCAGCUCAUGGAGAUAUCAAACACAAUAGGUUAAAUAAAGACCUCCAUAAGAUGUCCCUGCAACGGCUUUCCGCUCUUCGGGCGAUUAUGGCAAGUCAGCCAAAACCGCUUGCAGCUUACAUUGUGCCUACUUGUGAUGCCCAUAAUUCCGAAUAUAUAGCUCCAGUAGACGCCCGUCGGGAAUGGUUGUCUGGUUUCACCGGGUCCGCUGGUACGGCUGUGGUGACUCCAUCAUCUGCCCUGCUCUGGACUGACGGCAGAUAUUACACGCAAUUCGAACAGGAAGCUGAUCUCUCAUUGUGGACGCUGAUGAAGCAAUCCUUACCUGAAACCCCGACUAUGGAGAAAUGGUUGGUGAGCAAUUUGACAGAUGGCGCUGCGGUCGGCGUUGAUCCUCACACGUUUUCAAGGGACGAAUGGAGUCCUCUACAGGCUGCUUUGAAUAAACGCAACAUGCAACUUGUGCCCGUCGGUGCCAACUUGGUGGAUGAAGCAAGGAAACAAUGCGGAGAACAUUUACCUCCGCGACCAUCCAACGAUAUCAUUGCGUUGCCUAUUAAAUAUACUGGCAAGUCGGCUGGCGAGAAGAUAUCUGAACUUCGUGCCAAAAUGGAGGAGAAGAAAGCAUCGGCUCUGGUCAUCACUGCUUUGGAUGAAGUUGCAUACACCCUCAACCUCCGAGGCAGCGACAUAGAAUACAACCCAGUCUUCUUCUCCUACUUGAUAAUAACUCCUUCUGCGGUUCUCCUAUUCACGACCAAAGAGCUCUCGCCGGCUGCAUGCUUGCAAUUGUCAGAAGAGAACGUGCAAUUACAACGCUACCCUUACGAUAGCGUCGAAGAACAGUUGAGGAAUAUGGCUAAAGAACUAAGUCAGACGGGAGGCAAGCAUUCUAUCUGGCUCUCUAGUGAUGCCAGCGAGGCGAUACACAGAGCGGCGUCUGGGGCUGACGUUUUACCGACCCCACUAAAUAUAAUAUCGGAAGUAUCGCCCGUCAGUCUCAUGAAGCUGAUUAAGAAUGAUGUCGAAUUACAAGGUUUCCGAGAUUGCCACGUACGCGACGGCAUAGCGGUUGUGCGUCUUCUGAAAUGGCUUCACGAAGAAAUCGAUGGCGGUAAAGUAGUUUCGGAAAUACAAGCUUCCGAUAAACUACUCGAGUUUCGCAAGCUUGAAGAAAACUUCAUGGGUCCCUCGUUCGCUACCAUCCCCGGGUCUGGCUCAAACGGGGCCAUCAUCCACUACUCCCCCUCCAGAGAUGGACCGCAGAAAAUCAUCGAGAAGGACGACAUGUUCAUUCUUGACUCCGGUGGACAAUACAUGGAUGGCACAACGGAUAUCACCAGAACGCGUCAUAUGUCGCGCUCGCCCACUCCGGAACAGAAGUCGGCGUUUACUCGCGUGCUAAAGGGUCAAAUCAUGGUUGGCGCCUGUUUAUUCCCGCAAGGAGUCAAGGGCAACGUGCUAGACAGCUUCGCUCGUCACGCUCUAUGGGAGGUCGGGCUAGACUAUGCCCACGGCACUGGCCACGGUGUUGGCCACUUCCUCAACGUCCACGAGGGACCCAGCGGAGUGUCUUGGAGGCCGUACCCUCACGAUCCCGGCCUAAAACCUGGACAAGUUCUCAGUAAUGAGCCUGGCUACUACAAAGUUGGUUCGUUCGGUAUUCGACACGAAGACCUUGUGGAGACCAUCAGAGUUUCGAAGGAAACGGACCAUCCCAGGGUCGCGGGUCUGCAAGGAGAUUUCGAUGGGCGUGGCGUACUUGGCUUCCAUACUUUAACUUUAGUCCCACACCAGAGAGAUUGCAUCGACGUAUCCAUGCUCACCGAUUUUGAGUUACAAUACAUUAAUAAUUAUCAUAAGCGUGUAUUGGAGACUCUCGGGCCGAUCCUGAAGGAGAGACAGCUGGUUAAAGAAUAUAAUUGGUUGCAGAACGAAUGUGCGCCUUUAUUGAGACGCUAAUAUAGCAUUAUGGCGAUGAAACGAAACAUAAUAUAAACAAUUUAAGAUGUUAUAUACUUUUGCAUUCUAUGUCAAGUACAAUAGCUAAUAAUCUUAUAUAUAUAACUAAUAUAUAACAUUAUAAAUAUAA